Molecule: messenger RNA, 2043 nt
Organism: Zeugodacus cucurbitae (melon fly)
Lineage: Eukaryota; Metazoa; Arthropoda; Insecta; Diptera; Tephritidae
Gene: Gabat
Product: 4-aminobutyrate aminotransferase, mitochondrial
Exons: 5
Coding region: 246-1724 (492 amino acids)
Biological process (GO): GABA catabolic process
Cellular component (GO): mitochondrion
Molecular function (GO): pyridoxal phosphate binding
Source: RefSeq, a predicted model, not a curated record
AACCACUUUUAGGGAGCGUAAAAUUUCCGCAAAACGAAUUUGUGCGCACAAUCCAGUACGUUCCGACUACCAGCCGACAUUCGCCCUGGAUGCUGCUCUUUCAUAGUAGUUUUUAACGUUGAUUCCGAAAGUGCGCAACGGUAGCAACGGUCACACAGCACAGUUAUUGACACAACAAUAGCAACAAUAAUUUGAAUUUACUUAUUUUUAUUUUCGCAUUUGAAGUGUUCAUUUAAUUAAUAAAUAUGAGUUUCCUGAAAGCGACAGCCGUGUCCAGGCACUGCAGUGGUGCACUGAAAGGUUUGGCAUGUCCUAGAAAUUAUGCUACCCUGGCAGAACCUGCAGCGCCAGCUGUCAAAACGCAAACUGUGCCAGGUCCUAAAUCACUGGAAUUGAAGGGCAAAUUGAGUGCCAUACAAAACGCCGAACCAGUUCAACUUUUCGCUGACUAUGAAAAGUCUAUUGGCAAUUAUCUGGUCGAUGUCGAUGGCAAUGCCUUGCUCGAUGUGUACACACAAAUUUCAUCAAUGCCAUUGGGCUACAAUCAUCCGCGCCUCUUGAAUGUCUUCCAAAAUGAUAAAAAUCUAAAAACUUUAAUUAAUCGUCCAGCUUUGGGAGUUUUCCCUGGAAAGGAAUGGCCGGACCAUUUAAAUGCUAUCCUUAACAAAAUUGCACCCAAGGGCCUUAAGAAUUUGACUACAAUGAUGUGUGGAUCGUGCUCAAAUGAAAAUGCAUACAAAAAUAUAUUUAUUUGGUACCGUCGCAAUCAGCGUGGUGAAAAUGUCGACUUCUCAGAGGCCGAAAAACUAUCUUGCAUGGUUAACCAAGCGCCAGGCUCGCCACCAUUGAGCAUACUCUCAUUCAAGGGCGCAUUCCAUGGACGCACUUUGGGUGCACUCGCGACCACACACUCUAAGUACAUACAUAAAAUCGAUGUACCGUCAUUCGAUUGGCCAAUCGCAUCAUUCCCAGCAUAUAAAUAUCCACUCGCUGAAAACGAACGUCAUAACAAGCAAGAAGACGAGCGUUGUUUAGCCGAAGUUGAAGAUCUAAUUGUGCAGUACAACAAAAAGGGUAUACCAGUGGCGGGUAUUGUAGUUGAACCCAUACAGAGUGAAGGUGGUGACAACGAGGCAUCACCCGAAUUCUUCCAAGGGCUGCAAAAAAUCGGUAAACGUCAUGGUGCCGCCUUACUGAUCGAUGAGGUACAAACCGGUGGCGGUAGUACUGGUAAAAUUUGGUGUCACGAACACUUCAACUUGGAUGGACCACCCGAUGUGGUGACAUUCAGCAAAAAAAUGCAAUUGGGCGGUUACUUCCACAAGGAAGAGUUCCAACCCGCACAAGGUUAUCGUGUCUUCAACACCUGGAUGGGUGAUCCAAGCAAACUGUUGCUGCUGGAAGAAGUUAUCGAUGUCAUUAACGAAGAGAAUUUACUCAAGAAUGUAAAUGCUGCCGGUAAAGUGCUUAAGGAUGGUCUCUUAGCUUUGGAAAAAGAAUAUCCACAUAUCCUAAAUUCGACAAGAGGUCGCGGCACUUUCUUAGCGGUGAAUUGCGCAAGCAGCAAGGCACGCGAUGAUUUCGUUGGCCGCCUCAAACGUAAGGGCAUACAAACUGGUGGUUGCGGUGAAGUCGCAAUUCGUUUCAGACCAGCUUUGAUAUUCGAAGAGAAACAUGCACACAUCGUUUUGGAUGGCUUCAGAAGCGUGUUGAAAGAAUUGUAAACUGUUAGCAUAGCUACCACACAUGCAUGAGCUGCUGCCUCUCCUUGCAUUUAGCACCAAAUAAAUAUGUAUGUUGAUAAUAACGGCUUAAGCCAAUUUAUAGCGUUAAAAGGAAUUUGCGCAAAAGUAUUUGAAUACUUAGUAUAAUUUAUCAUAUCAAAUUUUAUAUGUUUGAUAGGAUUAUGAGAAUUUAUUAAGCCAAAAGCGUUCUCCUUUUUGAAGGUUAAGGCAUAAAAUACACUACUAAAUCACAAAUGAUGAAUUGUGCUCUGAAAAUUUGCUUCCAAUAAAUAACGAAAUUUAUUUACUAAACACAAAA